GGUCAAGGGGGCGGGGCCGCGCAGGCGCCGUGAGCGGCGGUAGCGGCGGCGGCGGUGUUAGCGGCAGCAGCUGUACGGGGGUUCCGGGAAGAUGGUGCUGAUUAAGGAAUUCCGUGUGGUUUUGCCCUGUUCUGUUCAGGAGUAUCAGGUUGGGCAGCUUUACUCGGUUGCAGAAGCUAGUAAGAAUGAGACUGGUGGUGGAGAAGGCAUUGAAGUCUUAAAGAAUGAACCUUAUGAGAAGGAUGGAGAAAAGGGACAAUACACACACAAAAUUUAUCACCUUAAGAGCAAAGUUCCUGCAUUCGUGAGGAUGAUUGCUCCCGAGGGCUCCUUGGUAUUUCACGAGAAAGCCUGGAACGCAUACCCCUACUGUAGAACAAUUGUAACGAAUGAAUAUAUGAAAGAUGAUUUCUUCAUUAAAAUUGAAACAUGGCACAAACCAGACUUGGGAACAUUAGAAAAUGUACAUGGUUUAGAUCCAAAUACAUGGAAAACUGUUGAAAUUGUCCACAUAGAUAUUGCAGAUCAAAGUCAAGUUGAACCAUCAGACUACAAAGCUGAUGAAGACCCAGCACUGUUCCAGUCAGUCAAGACCAAGAGAGGCCCUUUGGGGCCCAACUGGAAGAAGGAGCUGGCCAGCAACCCUGACUGUCCUCAGAUGUGUGCCUAUAAGCUGGUGACCAAAUUCAAGUGGUGGGGGCUGCAGAGCAAAGUAGAAAACUUCAUUCAGAAGCAAGAAAAAAGGAUAUUUACAAACUUUCAUCGCCAGCUUUUUUGUUGGAUUGACAAGUGGAUUGAUCUGACAAUGGAAGAUAUUAGGCGAAUGGAAGACGAAACUCAGAAAGAACUAGAAACAUUACGUAAUCAAGGCCAAGUGAGGGGAACAAGUGCAGCCGGUGACGAGUGAGGAAGAAUCUGACCAGGAUCUUGCAGCGUUGGCCUUUCCUAGACAUGUGCUUGUGAUCAUGUGCUCAUGUGCACAGGUUCCCGACCACGUGUGUAUAUAUGUUCGUGUGUGUAUGUCUGUAGCUGUAUAUAAAAUGCAUGUAGAGCUACAGAUCCAAAUACAUACACUUGUGUAUAUGUACAUAGAAACAUACUGAAGGGAUUAAUACAAUUUCUCCAAAGUACUGUACCUAUCUUCAGCAAGAAUGCAAAAGAAAAUAUUUUCAAUAUAUAGCUGAAACAGAUUUUAAUAAUCAGAGUAAUACCAUUCAUUAAUGGACAAAUUGACUGCAAUGUAAUACUAGCUAGUAUGUUUCAUAAAUGUCAAAAUUGUGGACCAAUAUAUAUAUAUAUACAUAUAUAAAAUAGCCUUUUAUUACUUUUCUGUUCUUUUAAAUCGAUCUCUUACAAAUUUUUAUUUUAGUCUCAUAAGCAAAGACUCCCACAGAAAAAUUUAUUCAAAAUCUUUUAGUAUUCCAAUAAUCUGGAAUAUAAACUCUGAGUGUGUAUACAACGACUUAUUUCUGGAUGGUCAUUACAGCCAAAUUGGGUAAUAGCCAUUAGAAAGGAAUAAAGUUUAGGCUAGUUUUUACUUGUUUGCCCUGAGGGACAAAAUCCUUUUUUUAAAAAAAAAAUCUGGUUUUUAUUGGAUAUUUGUAUUUUAAAUUUCAAGUAUUUUUCUACAUCAGACAUAGCAAAAAAAAUGGAGAUGAUGAUUUUGUGCUGUAUAUUAAAUGCUACACAAUUUUCAGGCUCCUGUUAGGCAAACAAAGAAAUUGAUGAGGAAAUUAAUAGCAUUGUAAGCUGUUUAGAAAAUUGGAAGUACAGUGCUUCCAUGGAGUCUUGCUUUAGAAAAGCCUGUCUUCUGAAAUCACAACUCGGAAACUAUGCAAAUGAUCUGGAUCCCUCACAGCUUACACGAUAGGCUAUAGAUAAUGAUGCUGUUUUGCUCUGUUCAUGUUGAAGCAGUUUUAAGGAGGAGAUGCUGACUUUGAAAUAGGAAACAUUUAAGAGGCAGCAUGAGGUUUGCCUGCGCCAGGUUGGGAGGCCCCGCGGAGGGGCCGGUGCACCUCCACCCACUUGGCUGUGCCUGGAAGUCGGGUGUCAUUAGAACAUACCCCGGAUGAAUAGGCAUCAUGUAAACCGCUGGUUAGAGGGUAAAGCUGCUGCCAUCUUUUUGUUUGAAAGAAGAGACUGAACGCUAGGGAAGAAUUCCAUCAGCUUCCUCUGUCCACAUCCAGUUUUUCUCCUGUCAGUCCUGGAAGCUUGAAUGGAAUGAUCCGGUUGAAGCCUUCAGGUCACCAACUGUCUUCUUUACCCCCCGUCCCUCCUUCAGCACACCCCCCCUGCAGUCAGCUCACGUUAGUGAUCUGAUUUGCUGCCCGUCCUGCCCCCGCUGCCUGUCCGGCCCCCGCUGCCCGCUGCUCUUUUCCCCACACGUCCUGUGCUGCCGCCCAAGUGUAGUGACUCAGACUGGGGUGCUUCUGCAUUGCACUGCCCCGUUGGCCUCGACUACAAGCCCACGCUGCGCAUGUCCGCCGCGUACUCAGGAUCAAGACUGAUGUUUACUCUCUGAGCAAGCACUGCUGUAAAGUAGGUUCUGUCAACAUAUAAUCAUUGUCUGCAAAGUGUCUGAUGCGAGGAAGAUGAUUGCUAAUUUCCUGAAAUAAAGAGUCUCAUCCUCUCCUCUUAAUGAACUUAACUCUCACUGGCAUCUGCAGCAUCUUCGGAGCCUGGGCGCACAUGGCAGCGAGCGCCCCGCGCGUGGGCUUUAAUGUUUCUCUAACAACUGUGGAGA
Molecule: messenger RNA, 2743 nt
Organism: Phyllostomus discolor (pale spear-nosed bat)
Lineage: Eukaryota; Metazoa; Chordata; Mammalia; Chiroptera; Phyllostomidae
Gene: PITPNB
Product: phosphatidylinositol transfer protein beta
Biological process (GO): phospholipid transport
Cellular component (GO): cytoplasm
Molecular function (GO): phosphatidylinositol binding; phosphatidylcholine intramembrane carrier activity; phosphatidylcholine binding
Source: RefSeq, a predicted model, not a curated record